AUGGGUGCUAUGCGCAGUAGUUUCUACAUCUUGGAUAAAGACAAUGUAGUGAGUGGCCAGCUGCAGGCUGAUAUGUGGGAUGAUGGUUGGUCCGCCGAGAAGACAGCCAUGCCAAAGAAGAAGAUCAAAGUCAACCUCAGUAACGAGCAGACUCCAGCGGGGUUGGUAGCGCGCACCGGUACACCUCUCAACGUCCACGACGCUUACAAGGAUCCCAGAUUUUUCAAAGACAUCGAUCCCACAACUGGCACUGUUGUCAGAUCUUGCCUUGUUUCCCCCAUUUUGGAUAAAAAUGGAGUCAUUGUUUCUGGACCGGUGGAGGGGCAAAUCAGAGUUCUAAACCCUCAAUUACAAGCGUCAAAAAACAAACAGGAGAAACAGAACUAUUCUGCCCAGCCCCCAGCUUUCAGUUUACACACCCAUGGUGUGAAUAAUUUUUGUGACAAAGAACUUACCUUAAUUAUUAGGAAGCAGACAGCCGCGUUGAUGCUAUCAGGUUUGUGUCACGACGUGGAUCACCCGGGAUUCAAUAACAACUUCCUUGCUCUAUGCAAGCAUCCGCUCGCGCAAAUGUAUAAAUCUUCAAUAUUAGAGAACCAUCACUUUUUCCUAGCCAAGAAGAUUAUUGAGGACAAGAACAUCUUAGGCAAGUUGCCAGCGAUGGACCGCGAGCGUAUCUUAGAGGAACUCAAAUACAACAUAUUGUGCACGGACCUUGCAGUGUACUUCCAGAUCAGAGCUCAGCUCACACCGCUCGUGGGAGACCACACGUUUGAUUGGACGGAUAGCGCUCACCGGAAGAUGGUCAAGGGUGACAAAGAGCGUUUGAUGGGGUACACGCCCCUCAGCAUGAUGGACCGGCGGCGCAGCAUCAACCAGCCCGCGGAGCAGAUACAGUUCCUGUCGGUGGUGGUGCUGCCGUGCGUGCUGCUGCUGCAGAACGUGUUCCCCAACACCGCCCCCCUCACCGACAAUUGCAGGUGCACUUUUAUUAUAAAACGCAGGGGAGACGCACCUUCAGCCUCAAACCAGGACUCUCCGACCAAGCGCCCCUCUUUAUAUAUCAGUAUCAAUAUUAUCAGUGUAAUGUCUUAUAGAAUAAUAAUAUUGGAUUUCAGGUCGCAAACCGAUUUAAAAGUGUUCAAUAUUGAGGUCCCAGGUUGGAUACCCGGUCGGAUUAAUGUAGAAAAUGAGCUUUUCUAUAUUGUCUCAGAUACUCCAUAAUACGGGCUUAGUUAACUCAUCCUGGAAUCUGAGCAAUAUAUGUGAUGCUGUUUAGGAUUUAUUUAUAUAACUUGAUGUGUAGCCAUGUAGGACAAGUACACAUAUGAUUCGUUGGACAAACAUCCAUUAAGGUUUAAUGAUGUCUUUAAGCUAUGUCAAAUUUGUAUGGGUAAUGUCGCUUUAAACUAAUGACUGUUUUAAAUGACGUUAGUGCAACUUUACAAUAAUGAUUAUUGUUUUAAGGAAAACUCAAGAUGCUUGGCGGGAAGAGAUUGA
Messenger RNA from Diatraea saccharalis (sugarcane borer), 1500 nucleotides. The record is from the annotation of a GenBank genome assembly. NCBI's taxonomy places the organism in Eukaryota, Metazoa, Arthropoda, Insecta, Lepidoptera, Crambidae.